AUGGAGGGCUCCUCAGAUGUCCAUAGUGGGACGCACGAAAUAGGCAUUAUUCGCGCCGCUACCGGGGAUUAUGAUCCCAAGAAACAACAAUUUGCAGAAGAAGUGCUGAAGAAGGACUGGGCAAGCUUCUAUGACCUCAUUGCAAGCUCUGACGCCCCCUUCCUACAUUCAACAGAUGGACGAAGACCGCUAAGCCUGAAGGAGCUGAAGGAGUUCAUCACGAGCGACCAGGUUGAGGUGCUGGGACUUGGUCGCGAGGAUAGACUCUGCACGGCAAUCCCCAAUGGCCCAGAAGCUGCGGUGUGUUUCUUCGCGUUUGCACUGAGAUGUACUUUUGCGCCUCUCAACAUCGGUCUCAGCCGGGACGAGUUCGACUUUGAAUUCACAGACUUGCCAGCCAAGGCGCUGGUGGUCCAGGCCAAGGACGGUCUGAGUGAAGAUGAUCAAAAAAACACGGGCAACGCUGUAAGUGUUGCGCGCAAAUGCAAGGUUGAAAAGCUACUGGAGCUGACACCUUCAAAGGAAGUUGCCGGCUUGUUCCAGUUGGGCAAGCAUGCAGCUGGGAAGCCCUUGAAGGGCGAUGCGCUUGGCAACCCUCUUGCAUCUGUCAAGCGUGACAACCUUGCUCUCGUACUGCAUACAUCGGGCACAACGAAGAAACCAAAAAUUGUGCCGCUAACGCAUGCCAACAUCGCCAGCGGUGCGAUGUGCAUUGCGUCCACAGUAGAACUGAAGCCUGAGCACAUCUGCCUGAACACAAUGCCGCUUUUUCACAUCCACGGGCUUAUUGUCAAUGUUCUGGCUUCUGCCGUCGCAGGCUCACAGGUCAUCUGCCUGCCUGGCGUCUUCCAGGUGCAGAACUUCCACGCAGCCUUGGUGAGGCAGCCAGAGCCAAACUGGUACUCGGCAGUCCCAACCAUGCAUCUUCAAAUUCUCCAAUUCGCUGAGGAAGUUGCGAAGGAGAAGGGUAAGCCGCCAGAGAACAAGCUGCAGCUCAUCAGAAACUGUUCUGCUGCCUUAGUCCCAACUGUAGCGGCUGCUAUGGAGGAAGUGUUGAAGGUGUCCGUGAUGCCCACAUAUGCAAUGACAGAGUCCAUGCCCAUUGCCUCCAACCCUCGAUUUGGCAAGCGCAAGCUUCGCUCCGUGGGAAUGAAGGCUGGACCCAACAUGGGUAUCAUGAAUGGACAUCCUGACAGUUCGUUCCUAAAGGUAGGCGAGGAGGGCGAGGUUGUUGUGAAAGGUGGUCCUGUGACAAGCGGAUACGAGUACAGGGAGCAUAUGGAUGCGAAUCCCAACAUUGAAGCUUUCAGUGAAGGAUGGCUCAGGACAGGUGACAAGGGCUGGCUGGAUGCCGAUGGUUACUUGUACCUGAGUGGUCGUUUCAAGGAGAUCAUCAACCGAGCGGGUGAGAAGAUUUCUCCCUUCGAGGUUGAAGAUGCCAUGCGCUCCAAUGACGCGUUGAAGGAUUGUAUUGCCUUCGCAGUCCCUCAUAAAUCCCUCGGAGAAGUUGUCGGCAUUGCUGCUGUCCUAAAGGAUGGCAAGUCGUUGACCAUCAAAGAGCUGCGAAGCUGGUGCAACAAAUGUGAUAAGCUGCAAGCGAAAUGGAUACCCGAAAUGCUCGUGACAAUGCCGAGCAUACCCAAGGGUCCAACAGGGAAGCCUGCAAGGAUAAACUUGGCCAAAAAGCUGGACUUGCAGCCGCUUGAAGGUGUGCCCAAGGACCUGGACCAUCCUGGAAUCUCUGGAUAG
Messenger RNA from Symbiodinium pilosum, 1749 nucleotides. Lineage: Eukaryota; Dinophyceae; Suessiales; Symbiodiniaceae. The record is from the annotation of a GenBank genome assembly.